AUGGCUACAACACUGAUCCAGUGUGGCUCCUCACAGGUACCACAUUACUGCGCAGGAGAAAGGCCUGGCAAUCUACUUCCGGAAGAUCAAAUCAGAUAUAUCAUCAGACUAGGAACUUGGAAUGUACGAACCAUGAACCAAGGCAAACUCGACAUUGUCAAAGCCAAAAUGGACAGAACAGGACUUGAUUUACUCAGAAUUAGUGAACUAAAGUGGACUCAAUCCGGACAUUUCCAGUCAAACGAACAUUGGGUCUACUAUUCUGGAAAUGAUAACCAAAGACGAAAUGGCGUUGCCUUUAUUCUUAAUCAAAGACUGGCCAAUACUGUCCUGAAGUACAACACAGUCAGCGAUAGAGUCAUCUCGAUACGACUACAAGGAGCACCAAUCCAUGUCACAGUCAUACAAGUCUACUCACCAACAACAGAUGCCAAGGAGGAGGACGUUGAACUAUUCUAUGAACAAGUUCAAGAGGAAAUUGACAGGACGCAAAAUCAAGACUUACUCAUUAUCAUGGGAGAUUUUAAUGCCAAAGUGGGCCAUGGCAAACAAGGAACUGUUGUUGGAAAGUUUGGACUUAGCAAACGAAAUGAAGCUGGAGAAAGAUUAAUUGACUUUUGUACAAAAAAUCAACUGUCCAUCAUGAACACUUUCUUUCAACAUCACAAAAGGAGACUCUACACAUGGACAUCACCAAAUGGGGCCUAUAAGAAUCAGAUUGACUACAUAUGUGUUCGCCAAAGAUGGAGGUCGUCUAUCAUUACCGUGAAAACACAGCCAGGAGCUGACUGUGGAACUGAUCAUGAACUUUUAACAUCAAAAAUUAGAGUCAAGCUGCACAAACGG
Molecule: messenger RNA, 846 nt
Organism: Trichomycterus rosablanca
Lineage: Eukaryota; Metazoa; Chordata; Actinopteri; Siluriformes; Trichomycteridae
Product: craniofacial development protein 2-like
Exons: 2
Biological process (GO): chromatin remodeling
Cellular component (GO): nucleus
Molecular function (GO): catalytic activity
Source: RefSeq, a predicted model, not a curated record